Messenger RNA from Chaetomium fimeti, 2331 nucleotides. RefSeq names its product kinase-like domain-containing protein. Lineage: Eukaryota; Fungi; Ascomycota; Sordariomycetes; Sordariales; Chaetomiaceae. Gene Ontology annotation, biological process: protein phosphorylation; intracellular signal transduction. Gene Ontology annotation, cellular component: nucleus; cytoplasm. The record is from RefSeq and is a predicted model, not a curated record. Gene Ontology annotation, molecular function: ATP binding; protein serine/threonine kinase activity. The transcript has 2 exons. Bases 1 to 2331 code for a protein of 776 amino acids.
AUGACGGUAGCGCACGAUUUGACCCGCAGGGGGUCCACUCAGGUCAUCAAUGGGAUGGCACUCGAGGACAGGUUCGAGGUGUUGAAGGAGAUUGGCGAUGGCAGCUUUGGGAGCGUAGUCCUCGCCCGGGUACGGAGUGCUGGUGCAAGUGUCGCUCGCCGCGGCACAGUGAUUGCCAUUAAGACGAUGAAGAAGACCUUUGACUCGUUUACAGCAUGCAUGGAAUUGAGGGAGGUGGUCUUCCUUAGGACGCUGCCCGUCCACCCUCACCUAGUUCCGGCGCUCGACAUUUUUCUUGAUCCCUUCAGCAAGAAGCUUCAUAUUUGCAUGGAGUACAUGGAGGGGAAUCUUUACCAGCUAAUGAAGGCGAGGGAUCACAAGUGCCUCGACAACGGCAGCGUUAAGAGCAUCCUGUUCCAGAUCAUGCAAGGUCUUGAGCAUAUCCACGCCCACAGCUUCUUCCACCGAGACAUCAAGCCCGAGAACAUCCUCGUCUCUACCUCGGCCCAUUCCGACUACACCAACUCAUUCAGGCGAUACUCCGCUUUGGUAACGCCCCCUUCCACGCCGCCGACUUACACCGUUAAGAUCGCCGACUUCGGGUUGGCGCGCGAGACGCAUUCGAAGCUACCUUACACGACCUAUGUCUCGACAAGGUGGUACCGCGCACCAGAGGUGCUUCUGAGGGCCGGCGAGUACUCGGCGCCCGUCGAUAUUUGGGCUGUCGGUGCCAUGGCUGUGGAGGUGGCGACCCUGAAGCCUCUCUUCCCCGGCGGAAACGAGGUCGACCAGGUGUGGAGGGUGUGCGAGAUCAUGGGAAGCCCUGCGGUCUGGACUAACAAGGCUGGUCUUCCCGUCGGUGGUGGCGAGUGGAGAGAGGGGACCCGCCUCGCCGGGAAGCUCGGCUUCUCGUUUCCCAAGAUGGCGCCGCAUUCGAUGGACACGUUCCUGCCGACUCCGCAAUGGCCUGCUUCGCUUGCUCGCUUUGUCACCUGGUGUCUGAUGUGGGACCCGAAGAACCGCCCGACGUCGUCGCAAGCGAUUGCCCACGAGUAUUUCGCCGACGCUGUUGAUCCGCUCCGGCCCAGGUCGUCGGCAUCCAAGAUCCUUGGACGCAAGCAAUCCGAUGUCAGCCGGGGAAAGGACUCCGUCACUUCAACACCGACCUCGACUAAGCCAUCGUGGUUCAGGAAAUCCCUGAUUGGGCGGACAGAGAGCGUGGAGGCCAUGUCUGUGGUUCCGCAGCCCGUGGUCAAGGAAACCGUCGCUGCCCGUCCUUCGCCCGUCAUCCCGUCAGAGCCACCUGCGCCCAAGCCAAGGGCGCCGCCGCAGAAGAGGACGACUUGGGCAAAUGGCCCGUCCAAUGUUGCGCCAAUUCACAUUCUCCCGACGAUUCGCCCCAUUUCCCCUCUGUCCGACGCCGUUACUGCCCAAGCAAACAACCGCGCACAUUACGAAAACGGGAGCAGAGUUGCGCCAGUCGACGAGAAGGGGUCCAAGAAGAUUGGCCGUCAGCUGUCAGUGCAAUCAAGCACGAACCACUACGCCGAGAUCCACAGGCAACAAGCCGAGAGGGCGCUCAAUGGAAACUCGGGCAUGGUCUCGCCGACGAGCGGCUAUAAGGAGAGCUUCUUUUCCCACCUGCGGAAGCGUGCGAGGAGGUUCUCUGGGAGGCAUCAGACGCCCAUCUCGCCAGCUUACGAUGACCUCGAAGCCCAGGCUGGUUGCGGGCCGUGGGGGAGUAACAGGUCGUCUAUGGUGAUGGACAGCCCGCCUCCUGCGCCUGUCCCAAAAGACACUUACGAUUCUUUGGACAAGAAGAUGCAGGUUUCCGACGUGCCUCCCGCACCACCAGCGCAUCAAGUAACUUCGAGCGGCCAUCUCAAGCGUCACCACUCGUUGCCCCACCACCAGCCUAGGUCUGUCGAUAACUUGAUGACCACCACUCGGGUAACGGGUCCGGUAUCGAGCCGCACACGGAGGUCGCACGCUGUCCACGACGUCAACCAGUACGAUGCCCCGGAUGAGGAGGACGAGCUUCUCGACGAGGUUCUGACCUCAACCCACCGGGCCAUGAAGCGCCUGGAGAAGAAUGACUCGGCACAGCAUGCUGUCGCCGUUAUGGGCAUGGUUGACCCCUAUCCGACACCCUCGCCAUCCGCGAGCGGCAAUGUGAUGCUCUUUGGCGAUGGCAAGGAGGCCAUUACCCCCAAGCCUCUGAACUUCCACAAGCCGACGGCCGAGCAGAAGUGGCCCACUCCUCCAUACGACGAAGGUGACUGGGCGGCUUCGGCUUCGGCGAGCAUUUGGGCAGCGGGUAGCCGUUUCUAA